Messenger RNA from Diceros bicornis minor, 2943 nucleotides. RefSeq names its product fat storage inducing transmembrane protein 2 (gene FITM2). Gene Ontology annotation, biological process: phospholipid biosynthetic process; lipid droplet organization; lipid storage. The record is from RefSeq and is a predicted model, not a curated record. The transcript is spliced from 2 exons. Lineage: Eukaryota; Metazoa; Chordata; Mammalia; Perissodactyla; Rhinocerotidae. Gene Ontology annotation, cellular component: endoplasmic reticulum membrane. The coding region runs from base 20 to 808 and encodes 262 amino acids.
CGAGGUCCCUGCGGAGGGCAUGGAGCAUCUGGAGCGCUGCGCGUGGUUCCUCAGGGGGACGCUGGUGCGGGCGGCCGUGCGGCGCUACCUGCCCUGGGCGCUGGCGGCCUCCAUGCUGGCGGGCUCCCUCCUCAAGGAGCUCUCCCCGCUGCCCGAGAGCUACCUCAGCAACAAGCGCAAUGUCCUCAACGUGUAUUUUGUCAAAAUGGCCUGGGCCUGGACCUUCUCCCUCCUUCUGCCUUUCAUUGCCCUCACCAACUACCACCUGACAGGCAAGGCUGGCCUGGUCCUGCGGCGGCUGAGCACCCUGCUCGUGGGCACGGCCAUCUGGUAUGUCUGCACAACCCUCUUCUCCAACAUUGAACACUACACGGGCAGCUGCUUCCAGUCGCCGGCCCUGGAGGGGCUCAGAAACGAGCACCAGAGUAAGCAGCAGUGCCACGGGGAAGGGGGCUUUUGGCACGGCUUUGACAUCUCCGGCCACUCCUUCCUGCUGACCUUCUGUGCCCUCAUGAUUGUGGAGGAGAUGGCCGUGCUGCAUGAAGUGAGGACGGACCGAAGCCACUGCCUCCACGCCGCCAUCACCAGCCUGGCGGUCGCCCUGGGCUUCCUGACUUUCAUUUGGGUGUGGAUGUUUCUGUGCACAGCCGUUUAUUUCCACAACUUGUCCCAGAAAGUGUUUGGCACCUUGUUUGGUUUGCUGGGCUGGUAUGGGACAUAUGGGUUUUGGUAUCUGAAAUCCUUUUCCCCAGGACUUCCUCCCCAGAGCUCUAGUUUGAAUCUGAAGCAACAUAGUUACAAGGAAUAAAAGAGAAACAAAAGGAGCGACAGCAGGACAAUGACUAAUCUAUUUUUCAUUUAUUUUUCUUAAUUAUUUGACUAAAUUAUCAAUCCUACUUCAGAGAGGAGACUUACCGGGCAGCUUUGGUGAGUGGUGUUGGAGUCUGGGGAGGGAGUUCAGUCCCCAGAUGUCCCAGCAGCGUCACCCUGUGUCACAAGCACCACCAUUUCCAGUCAGGCACUGAGCAUUCCUGGCAAGACUUGACCUUAAUCUGGACCGUCCCUUUUGUCCCUAGAGGGCAGAGCCAAGGCUCAGCGAGAGGACAGAAUCAGGAAGGCCUCAAUUGUGUGGCCGAAGGGGAGGCCAGGGCCUCAGGACUCCUGCUGCCAUCGUUCUCCCUGAUUCCUAGUUGUCUUCUAUUUUAACGGCCGUUCAUGCUGUUAUUGAACAAUAUUUCUCUCUGGUCAAUUUUGUGUAAGCAGUUAUUUCCAGCAGGGUUCUUUAUAAAACAACCAACCACCUGAAAGAUACUCGCUGGUGGUAGUAUUUGUUUCAUCCAUGAAAUGUUAAAUAUUGUGACCGGCUUGUGAUUAGCUCCCAAAACAGUUAAACUGGAGUGCCUCUGUGACUAAGUAUUGGAUGACUUUUAUGUAAGGAACAUAAUUGAUAAUUUUCUGUCCGUGUUGUCUAUUAUAUGUUGGUUUUUGGAGUGAUAAGGUUACCUUUUUUCCUUCUAUUCUGAGUGAAUGCUUUAUAGUUUUUAAUAACAACUAUGGCAUUUGUUCUUUGUCGACAAAACUGAAAAUAACUCACAACUCCAGUGCUGCACUUUGGCAUGUGUGUAGAAUGCUUUGAGUUUUUUUUAGAACACUAACUUACUUUUUAUAAACCAAACUCUUGGCUUAUAGUAUUAAAUUCCACCUCAUGGGGCUGUAUUCUCUGUUAAGAAUAAAACUGGAAAGCAGACAUUUUAAUAAUAAUAACUUGAUGAAUUUUAAGCUGAGUCAGAGUAAUUUUGCAAAACACAUGUUUGCACUGAAACCUUCCCAACCACACGUCGGUGAUAUAGACUGAACAGUGCUUCAGAGCUGUAUGAUAAGUAUGUUGCUCGGUCUGCUGUGGCCCGGGGCAUUUUUACCUUUUGCACAGAUUGUGGUAAGUCAGAAGUGAAGGAAAGUAUCUUCCAUUGCCUCUGACGGCAAGAAGCCAACCUGUUUGCGAAAGUGUGCUUAUUAAGUGGUGGCGUGACUUUGGCCUCACUCACACCACCAACAAAGUGAAACCAGACCUGGGCCUGUUCAGCUGACCUUGAAAUCAACCUUUUCUUUCCCUUUCGCAGCACUUCUCAAUUUCUUUCUUUCUUUUUUUUUUUUUUGUGAGGAAGACCAGCCCUGUGCUAACAUCUGCUAAUCCUCCUCUUUUUGCUGAGGAAGACUGGCCCUAGGCUAACAUCCGUGCCCAUCUUCCUCCACUUUAUAUGGGACGCCGCCACAGCAUGGCCUGACAAGCGGUGUAUCAGUGCACGCCCGGUAUCCGAAUGUGUGAACCCUGGGCCGCCGCAUCGGAGCGCACACACUUAACUGCUUGCGCCACCGGGCCGGCACCGCACUUCUCAAUUCCCAUCCUUGUCCUUCUGUGGCCUUCACUGUGAGAAUGCUAGGAAGGGUUAGAAAUCCUAUUGUCCCCCCAACCCCGCCCCCUACAAGGACAUAGUGACAUGCUCUGUGUUAGGAUAUCCCCCUCCCCCUCCCAGCUGUCUCCUUAAGCCUUUCAAACCAGCCCUUUGCAUUUUGGAUAAUCAUCCUGGAAGCUUGUUUGAUGCCCCUCUCCCCACUCAAGCCUGAUAAUAGCAUUAACUGAUAAGCACUACACUUGCCUGGCUUAACGCAAGCUUAGGUUGUUACGAGCUUGGGGUCUGGAAAAUCUUCAGGGUAAACUGUAUUUCAUAUAAAGAUGUAUUUAAAAUACGUCGUUCGUAUCCUGUCGGGCUGUAGGUUAACUUGUAUCACUCAAAAUGUGAGGUGUGAUAUGUUGUACCCAAAGGUGGCAGAAACACCUGCAGUGAGGUUCCAGAGGUGUCACCGUGGUGCUUUGGGAGCAUUGGUGAGGUGUGCCCCAUGAGAACAUUGGUGUCCUCUGGAGGUUACAUCCAUGAACUGGGG